AUGACCCCCCUCAUACCCCUCGCCCUGCUCAGCCUCAUCUCCUACUUCAUAUACUACCAUGUUAUAAAGCCCUACUUCCUCUCUCCACUCUCUUCCAUCCCCAAUGCUCACUUCACGUCACCCAUCUCCAGCGGCUGGAUUGACCGCAAGCGCAGCACAAGCACGGAAGUCCUCGCCAUCUACGCCCUACACCAAAAGCACGGCCCCAUUGUCCGUCUCGGCCCAAAGGAGCUGAGUGUCAAUUCUCUCCAAGGUCUGAAGAUAAUAUAUACCGGCGCUUUCGAGAAACAUCCGUUCUACAACGAUGUCUUCGUCAACUUCAACACCGAAAAUUUGGUCGGCAUGGUCCACAAUGCGCCGCACGCGCACCAAAAGCGCAUGCUGAGCAAGAUUUACUCCAAGUCAUAUCUCCAGGAAUCUAGUGAUCUGCGGGCGAUCUCAAAAGUUGUGCUUUGGGAACGAUUGAUGCCUAUUCUCAAGAAGGUGGGGGAGGGUGGAGAGGUGGUGAAUGUGCUGCCCCUCUUCCAGGCUGUUGGAAUGGACUUUACCUCCUCUUUCCUGUUUGGAUUGAGACACGGGACGAGGUAUUUGUUUGAUAUUCCCGAGUGGAAGUUAUGGUUGGAAGAGUAUGAGCGGUUCAAGUAUUUGAGUCGAGACGAUCGGUUUAUGGGAUUCAUUGAGGGGUGGUGCUUAGGGUUAUGCGCGGGGGUGGAAGCAUCUCAAAAGCAGGACGUCUUCGGCGAUGAGGACAAACUGCCAUCCACGAACCCAGUCGUCUACGACCAGCUGCACCAGAGCCUCCUAAACCAGAAGGAAUACGAUUCGCGUCCGUUGAACCUAGUAGUUGCGUCCGAAUUACUGGACCACCUAAUUGCAGGCCACGAAACGUCAGGAAUCACCUUCACGUACAUGAUGUGGGAGCUAUCGCAGCAUCCAGAGGUUGAGGCCGAGCUGCGAAAGGAACUUCUUACCUUAUCGCCAUCCCUCCAAUACCCAGCCACAGACGGAGAGAAACCCCUCCCCGCUCCUUCCGCGAUCGACGCUCUCCCCCUGCUGGACGCUAUUGUCCGCGAGACUCUCCGUCUUCACUCCCCAGCCCCAACACAACUCCCCCGCGUGACCCCAACCACAGAAAAAGGAACUUCUCUGCACGGAUACGACAGCAUCCCAGGCGGUGUGAGGGUCAGCUCAACAGCCUACUCCCUCCAUCGCAUCAGCGAGGUCUACCCGCGCCCGCUGGAAUGGCUGCCUCGACGGUGGAUCGAGGCAGGAGACAAUAUUCAUGACAUGAGGCGGCUGUUCUGGGCGUUCGGGAGCGGUGGACGCAUGUGUCUGGGGAGUAAUUUCGCAUUGCAAGAAAUCAAAUUGGUCAUGGCGGCUGUAUAUUCAAAUUACACGACGUCUAUUGUCGACGACGAGGGUAUUGAGCAGGACCACGCUUUCAUCUCGCUGCCACGUGGGCGGAAGCUGAUGUUGAGGUUUAUCCCGGUCUAUGAAUGA
This is a messenger RNA of Penicillium roqueforti, 1500 nucleotides long. RefSeq names its product cytochrome P450. Lineage: Eukaryota; Fungi; Ascomycota; Eurotiomycetes; Eurotiales; Aspergillaceae. Gene Ontology annotation, molecular function: heme binding; oxidoreductase activity, acting on paired donors, with incorporation or reduction of molecular oxygen; monooxygenase activity. Bases 1 to 1500 code for a protein of 499 amino acids. The record is from RefSeq and is a predicted model, not a curated record. The transcript has 2 exons.